Molecule: messenger RNA, 1516 nt
Organism: Bufo gargarizans (Asiatic toad)
Lineage: Eukaryota; Metazoa; Chordata; Amphibia; Anura; Bufonidae
Gene: MGMT
Product: O-6-methylguanine-DNA methyltransferase
Exons: 6
Coding region: 22-681 (219 amino acids)
Biological process (GO): DNA repair
Cellular component (GO): nucleus
Molecular function (GO): methylated-DNA-[protein]-cysteine S-methyltransferase activity
Source: RefSeq, a predicted model, not a curated record
AGGAGCAGGAAGUGCACGGUAAUGCGCCUGCGCCGCGCACUGCAUUGUGGGGCUUGUGUGGCGCAGCUGUGGACCGCUUGUGGCAGAGCUUCUUCAUCGACUGCAAGACCUUUUCUGAAAAUGGCACUAGGAAAUGAAAACUGCCGAAUGGAAGAGGUGCUGGUUAAGACCCCUGUGGGGGAGAUUCAAAUUUCAGGAUGUGACUUGGGAAUACAUGACAUAAAACUGCUGGCUUUUGAUGUCCCUGAUGGGGCUGAGGAUGCCUCGACGUCUUUCAAGGUAUGCGAGGGCCCUGAGGAAAUGAUUGCACCGCUGAAACAGUGCACAGACUGGCUGCGAGCCUACUUCUGUGAGCCAUCGCUGACGGAGAAAUACACCGUACCUGCUUUCCACCAUCCACUAUUUCAGAAAGAUUCAUUUCAGAAGAGUGUACUGUUGGCUUUGCUUAAGAAUGUGACGAUGGGAAAGACAAUCACCUACAAGGAACUUGCUGAGCUCAGCGGCAAUGCAAAAGCGGCGAGAGCUGUGGGCGGAGCUAUGAGAAACAAUCCGGUGCCACUUAUCAUACCGUGCCACCGGGUGAUCUGCAGCGACGGAAAAAUUGGCAACUACAGCGGCGGCAAAGGAAACAAUGUGAAACUCUGGCUUUUGGCACACGAGAAGCAUGUGAGCGAAAUGUGAACGUGUUUUUAGUGCCUUCACCUCCAGCCGUACAGCAGCCAAAGCAUAUAACCCCGGCACAGCGCUGUGUAAGCUCUCACGUGGCACAGGCGAAUUCAGGAAAAUUGUAAAUAUUUGAGUGGCAUAUAAAUAUAAUACAACAUCCGAUGUGAGAUGUGCGGUGGCACUACUAUAUUAAAAAGGCUGGAUGUGUCCUGGGGGACGCAGCUUGUGUGCUUUGUCUUGUUUUAACAUUUUACAGCAGACCCGGCCGGUUGGGCUCGUAUUCCCUUUUUUUCAUCUCCAGUUCUGUUUUGUUCUAUUUUUAAUGGCCAUUAAAGCAAAAAGAGAGGGGAGUAGCGUGGCAAAUCCGAGGUUCAACUGCCCCGGCAAGGAAGCAUCUGGCUUCUGGAGGGGACAGCAGGCAGAGUCCUAGCCCUUGCGUGCCACUCACAGCAAAAUAAUAUGCGCACACACAUACCCUCCCUAUUCCUGCCCAGCCUUGUAUUCAUCCGGACGGAGAUCCUGUCCCUGUGCCAACAUCGGUGCCCAGCUUUCCCACCUAAUCCUUUGAUGUAUGUCACUGCUACGCACUAAAAUAGCAGCUACUUUGCAGCCUUCUUUUGCUUCUGCUUUUCUUUAAGGAAAUGUCUAUUGUGGUUUUGUUUAUGUAUCUUUAUUUUUUAAUGUUUUUUUUGCUGUCAUUUAGAUCCUUGAGUAGAUGUUCAAAGGAUCCCGGUGACAAUUUUUUUUCUGACUUCCUUCAUCAUUUUCUGUGUUUUCUUGCCAGCAAAAAUAGCUUCCUAUCCAGUAACGGUUAUCUGAAUCAUAAGAAUAAAAAAGUUGUAUAAAUACA